ACGUUGAGGAUUUCAUCUGUCUGACCGGAGCGGCGCGCGCAGGACGCACGCGGGGUUUCUGCCUUUUUGUGGGUUUUUUCUCCCUUUUUGAGAGUGAACUUUAUUUUGGCUUUUUCUCGUCGUAUUUGUUGCGGGCUGAAAGCGGGGGAAAUUGCGUGAAUCGAGUCUGCGGUUGAAAACUUUCCCCUAUGGUUCUCCGGGAUGGGGUCAAGCUGUGGUUUCUGUCCGGGAACCGUCGCUGCGCUGCAGCUGCUGCUGCUGUUUGGAGGAGCGGCAGCGCUGUACUUCCCUCAGAAAGAAUACAUUGAGACGGUUUAUGUGGGCCAGCUAGCGGGGACGCCGGUCCUUCAGGUGCACGCCAUGCUGGACAGCGCCACCGAGAGGCCACAUUUCUUCUUGUGCUGGAACAGACGACCAUACUAUGCCUCCUGGUUCCACAUGGACGUCAGUACUGGAGUUCUUUACUUGAACAAAACUCUGGAGCAGGCGGACUUCAGCUCACAAUAUCAAACUUCAUGGCCGGUGAAGCGGUUGUCCCUCCAAGUUUUGGCUUCUAACAGCUUCAUCAAGGGGUCCCAGUGUUUGGCCAAAAGAAAAGCCCUCAUCACCCUGGACUUUGUCAACGCCACCAUGCCUCCCUGUGCUCAGACAGACCUGAAGGAGCUCUGCUUCCCGCACACCUCCAACCCUCACAUCAUGGAGAACCGCUUCCCUGGAGCUCUACGUCAGUUCCGCCGGCUCACGAGGAUCGGCGUGUGUCCAAACCUCACCGUCUCCUACAGUGUGGAAUCAGACUCUCCAGCGCCGUUUGCUGUCAGCGAGAACUCCACGGAGCUGUUGGUGACCGCCCCGCUGGACCGCGAGGAGAGCGAGCUCUACAGACUGGUGAUGGUCUGCACGGUCCGGACAGAAACCCUCAUCACCAAGCUGGAGACACCCCUGGAUGUUUUUGUGGACGAUGAGGAUGACAACGCUCCAUACCUGAACGGAACCGACACGGCAGAUGUGGUCAUCAGCUUCAACCGUACCAAGGGGGGAACUUUUGGCUCUUUACGGGUCUUUGACAGGGAUUUAACCACCAUCUUUCCCAAAGACAAGAGUCACAACCGGUAUGUAGAGACUCUGCUGAGCAAUGACCCCUGGAUAAAGGAAACUUUUGACAUAAAAAGCUCCUUCAGUGAAAGAAAAACCACUCCUGCUGGCAUUCGAGAGUCCGUCCACGAAUAUCAUCUGGUUCUGAAGAGGAACCUGCAUGUUACAGAGAACCGGAGCGUCUAUAUAGACUACCUUGUCAACGACACCACCUAUCCAGGUCUGGAGGGAACAGUUCUGCUGCACUUCAACGUCACCAUAUUACCGGUCCAAAUCAACUUCGCCAACACGACUCAGGAGUUCACGGUGUCACGCAAAGCUUCUGUUUACACGCAGGUUGGCAGGAUCUGUGUGGAAAACUGCCUGGAGUUCAGCGGCUUCAGAGUCACGUACUGGCUGGAGGUUCUGGAUAAGAACACGUCCACAUCCUCGCUGUCCUGCUACGCCGCCAUCAGCAUCACGCAGGCGCCGGAUGGGAUGUGGGGGCUGCUGUACGUGAACGACUCUGAGCCUCUGCACAGGCCUGAGUGUCAGGAGCUGCACUAUGUUGUUAUGGCUCAGGAAGAAUUCAAAGAGCUGGAGACCAGCACCCAGAUACAAGUUCUGCUGGAAGGAGAAGGUGAGGCGGGUUGUUCAAACACAUCUGCAUCUGUUUUUUUUUUUUUUUUAAAGUUCUUCUUCCAUUGUUUCUUGUAUUCAGCGGAAAAGGAGGGCCAGGACAACCAACAGCUCCUUUCCUGCGCUGAAAAGAGACAGCGCAGGGACUGUGAGUCUUUCAGAGGCCUCGGAGCAACAACAGGGAGAUGCCAGUGGAGGCAAGGUGCCGGGAAAGGAAUAUCUGACCAUUACUCCACCUGCUCUCCGGAUCUGCGGACUUGUCCAGACAGCUUCUGCGAUGCAGUGGAGAGCAAAGACGUGUCCAUUUGCCCCCAAGAUUGCACCACCCAACCUGUGACCGGGGGCCAUGAGCGAGGCUUGAGCGGAAACGGCGUUCGGGCCGGCCAUGGAACCUGCUACUGCUACACCGACAAAUGCUUCUGCGAGAAGGAAGACGUCGAGGACGUGAUAUGUGACGACAUGUGUAAGACCAUCAUCGCCACCGCUCUGCUGCUGUCCUUCAUUGUGUCCAUCCUCCUGUCCUCAUACUUCCUCCACCGCUACCACAAGAACUCGCCCAAACCCCCGAUAGCGUCUGCAGAGAUGACUUUCCGCCGCACGCCUCAAUCUUAUCCCAUCAGCUUCCCUGCUAACAACGUACGCCGAGGCUCUCAGGAGUCCAUCGAGACCGACACUUUCAAAAUACCUGAGGAUCCAAAGUGGGAGUUUCCCCGCAAAAACCUGGUGCUUGGCAAGACUUUAGGGGAAGGAGAGUUUGGGAAAGUCGUAAAGGCAACAGCCUUUAGGCUGAAAGGGAAGGCCGGCUACACCACUGUGGCUGUAAAAAUGCUUAAAGAGAACGCUUCCCACAGCGAGCUGAGAGACCUUCUGUCAGAAUUCACUCUGCUGAAGCAGGUCAACCACCCACACGUCAUAAAGAUGUACGGUGCGUGCAGCCAAGACGGUCCAUUGUAUCUCAUCGUCGAGUACGCCAAGUACGGAUCUCUUCGUAAUUUCCUGCGCGAGAGCAGGAAAGUUGGCCCGAGCUUCAUGGGCAGAGAUGCGAACCGAAACUCCAGCUACCUGGAGAACCCGGAUGACCGGGCCCUCACCAUGGGAGACCUGAUCUCUUUUGCAUGGCAGAUUUCCAGAGGGAUGCAGUAUCUGGCAGAAAUGAAGCUUGUGCACAGAGACCUCGCAGCACGAAACGUCCUGGUGGCUGAAGGACGGAAGAUGAAGAUCUCUGACUUUGGUCUGUCCAGAGAUGUUUAUGAGGAGGACUCGUACGUCAAGAGGAGCAAGGUGAGGAAAUCCCAUGGAUGGGUUUGGUUUGAUGGUGUGAUGGUAAAAGCUCUAACCAGGUCUGUGCAUCGAUCAGGGUCGCAUUCCCGUGAAGUGGAUGGCCAUAGAGUCCUUGUUUGAUCACAUUUACACCACUCAAAGUGACGUCUGGUCCUUCGGCGUGCUGCUGUGGGAAAUAGUGACGCUUGGUGGGAAUCCGUACCCGGGUAUCGCUCCCGAGCGGCUGUUUAACCUCCUGAAGACUGGUUACAGGAUGGAGAGGCCGGAGAACUGCU
Molecule: messenger RNA, 3266 nt
Organism: Oryzias melastigma (Indian medaka)
Lineage: Eukaryota; Metazoa; Chordata; Actinopteri; Beloniformes; Adrianichthyidae
Gene: ret
Product: ret proto-oncogene receptor tyrosine kinase
Exons: 15
Coding region: 202-3111 (969 amino acids)
Biological process (GO): multicellular organism development; cell surface receptor protein tyrosine kinase signaling pathway; homophilic cell-cell adhesion
Cellular component (GO): axon; signaling receptor complex; membrane
Molecular function (GO): calcium ion binding; transmembrane receptor protein tyrosine kinase activity; ATP binding
Source: RefSeq, a predicted model, not a curated record